Messenger RNA from Anolis carolinensis (green anole), 5613 nucleotides. RefSeq names its product chloride intracellular channel 6 (gene clic6). NCBI's taxonomy places the organism in Eukaryota, Metazoa, Chordata, Lepidosauria, Squamata, Anolidae. Bases 170 to 2557 code for a protein of 795 amino acids. Gene Ontology annotation, molecular function: D4 dopamine receptor binding; D3 dopamine receptor binding; D2 dopamine receptor binding. The record is from RefSeq and is a predicted model, not a curated record. The transcript has 6 exons.
AGGCGGCUCCCCUGCCUGAGAAUGUGACCCCGGGCGCUGGGCAAGUGGCAGACUUAAUCCCAGUGAGUCGCCAGCGCGAAGAGCAGCAGGAGCAGAAACAGGAGGCGGCGGCGGCGGCGCACCUGUCACCUACAAUCAGGCCACGCGUUCCCUGAGGAGGUCAGCCGGCAUGGCAGAGGCGCGAGAGGCGGCGGCGGCGGCGGAGGAAGGCGGGGAGGCGAACACAGAGGAGGACCGAGCCCGCGCCGAGCCCGAGGGGAGCGGCGUCGAGGCGGGAAGAGGGCCCCCCGAGGAGCGGGAGGGCGCGGCGGGAGCCGAAAGCCUGGAGGGAGAAGCCCAGGGCCCCGAGGCAAGGGAAGAGGGGCAGCCCGGCGCCCGAGGAGGAGGAGGAGGCGAAGAAGGGGCUCCCGGGACGCAGGGCCCAGAGCGGGAGGAAGAGGAGAGCGAAGGGCAGGAGGCUGAAGGGGUCGAGGAGGCCGGCGGAGAGGAACCGGACGAGACCGAGGCGCAGGGGGAGGGGGCCCAGGUGAAAGGCAAGCCUGAGCGAGAGGAGCAAGGAAACGGGGGGGAGGCAGAACACGAGGAGCAAAGGGCAGGCGGAGAGGGAGCCCCCAAGGAAGAAGGUGCUGCCCUUGAGCCCCAGGAGGAGGCCCAGGGCGCGGAGGGAGCGGGAGAGGGGGCUCCAAAGGGAGAGAGUCCCGCUCCUGAGUCCCGAGAGGAGGGGGAAGGGGGGCUGGAGGCUCCCACUGAGCCCCAAGGCGAUGCUGCCGAGGGUCAGGGGGAAGGCGAGGCGGAGAGCGCCCCGAGGGAAGGAGACGCCGCCUCUGUUGAAGCCCCUGCGCAUCUUGAGGGGGAUCCGAAGGAAGGAGGCGAAGAGGCCGCCCUUGAGCACCAGGAGGGCGCGGAGGAAGGGGGAGAGGGAGCCCCAGGAGGAGGAGAUGCCGCCCCCGAGCCCCAGGAGGAGGAAGCUGCGGAGGCAGUGGCCCAGGAAGGCAGCGAGGGAGCCCCAGGAGGAGGAGAUGUCCCCCCUGAGCCCCAGGAGGAGGAAGCCGAGGAGGUAGGAGCCCAGGAAGGCAGCGAGGGAGCCCCAGGAGGAGGAGAUGCCGCCCCCGAGCCCCAGGAGGAGGAAGCCGAGGAGGUAGGAGCCCAGGAAGGCAGCGAGGGAGCCCCAGGAGGAGGAGAUGCCCCCCCUGAGCCCCAGGAGGAGGAAGCUGCGGAGGCAGGAGCCCAGGAAGGCAGCGAGGGAGCCCCAGGAGGAGGAGAUGCUGCCCCCGAGCCCCAGGAGGAGGAAGCCGAGGAGGUAGGAGCCCAGGAAGGGGGAGAGGGAGCCCCAGGAGGAGGAGAUGUCCCCCCUGAGCCCCAGGAGGAGGAAGCCGCGGAGGCAGGAGCCCAGGAAGGCAGCGAGGGAGCCCCAGGAGGAGGCUCUCCCGCCCCCGAGCCCCAGGGAGAUGCAGAGAAGGGCGCCACAGAAGAAGACGCGGGAGCGGAGGAAAGAUCCUCCGAGGUGGUGUCCGCAGAAGCCCCGACGUUAGAAGAAGUUCAACUGGAAGGAGGCUCCUCCAGCGACGCUCAAAGGGAGGAGAGGAGGGCUUCCGUCGGUGGGGAAAACGCAGGGGAGGGCACCCCUAAUGAAGAAGAAGCCGCCGUCGCUGACGAACCCCAAGGGGACCCUAAGGUAUCAGAGGAGGAGCAGGGCCACCACGGCCAGGGACUCUCUUCAGGGGCCCAGGAAAGAGAAGCUGCCCUGGAGGUGAACGGCGUGCAAGGAAAGGAGGAGGAGAUGGAGGAAGAUGCGGCGGAGGGAGAGCCCGUCCCGCUCGGCCCGCCUCUGGAGGAGAAGCAGGAGCACGACAUCUCCCUCUUCGUCAAGGCUGGCAGUGAUGGGGAAAGUAUUGGAAACUGUCCAUUUUCUCAGCGCCUCUUCAUGAUUCUGUGGUUGAAGGGGGUUAUUUUUAAUGUUACAACUGUGGAUUUGAAGCGGAAGCCCGCAGACUUACAGAAAUUAGCUCCAGGAACAAACCCUCCUUUUAUGACUUUUGAUGGCGAUGUGAAAAUAGAUGUAAAUAAAAUCGAGGAGUUCUUAGAAGAAAAACUAGCACCACCCAGAUAUCCUAAACUUGCACCAACUCAUCUGGACUCUUACUCUGCAGGAAAUGACGUGUUUGCUAAAUUUUCUGCAUUCAUAAAAAACACAAGGAAAGAUGCCAAUGAAAAUUUAGAGAAAGCAUUGCUUAAGGCUCUAAGGAAAUUGAAUACAUACUUAAAUACCCCUUUACCUGAAGAAAUUGAUGCAUAUAGCACUGAAGAGCUCCCUGUUUCCAGAAGGAAAUUCCUAGAUGGAGAUGACCUUACAUUGGCAGACUGCAAUCUCUUGCCCAAACUCCACAUCAUCAAGAUUGUGGCAAAGAAAUACAGAAAUUUUGAAUUUCCAUCUGAAAUGACUGGAGUUUGGAGAUACUUGAACAAUGCAUAUGCUAGAGAUGAGUUCACAAAUACUUGUCCUGCAGAUCGGGAAAUAGAGUUUGCCUAUCUGGAUGUUGCAAAAAGAAUGAAAUAAAUGAAUAUUUUUCUAUAUCUAUAUUCCUUCAGUUUAAAAAACAACAAGAUGCGAAAUCUCCUUAGCUGCACAGUUUUAAAUUCUGAAAUUGGCCAGCUCAACAUAUUUUAUUGAUCUAUUCAUUCCAAUAUAGUAUAUUUAUAUAUGUAUAUAUUCCACUCUAUACAUAUAUUAUACGCAAGCAGAUGUUGGUAAAAAUUAUAUUUGCAUAAUAGAUUAAAGUUCAAAAUAUUUCAGACAUUUCAGAUCUAGAUUACAUAGUAAUUACAAAUAUUAGACUUCAGAUAAAUAUCCAGAGUACCACAAAAGUAGCAGAAGCUCAUGUUAAAAAUAUGCAAUCCUAUAUGCCUUAUUGUUAUAAUUAUCAGAUAUUGAUGAUACUUCAAUUUCAUCACACUCUGUGUCAACCACUGCAAAUUAGUAACACUUGCACACACCAUUGGGAUUUGACACAAACCAUCUUGGGUUGAAGUCAGUAGUAAAUCACCUCUAGAUUCUAAUGAACAUGAAUUACACUAUUUACAGCAUCAGAGAAGUUCAGUAGCAAACAAAUUGGAAUUUGUGGUUCCAUUCCUUAAACUUCAACAAGAUGUAGCUGCUCUUAAUGUGUUCAUCAUAUGCCUUUAUACUCCAUCAGUACUAUAGCUAAUGUGCUGCAAAAAUUGGUUUCCACAUUGUGUGGUUUGUAGCCCUAGAAUUUGCUGCAUCACCUCCCAGUACCUUGGGAUGGGGAAUACAGAUAACAAUGGCAAUGCAAUAUUGUAGAAUUUGGUACUGUAGCAAUAUUAUCAUAACAUGAUUAAUUUGACAUAUACCUGUCAAAGAAGGUUCUCCAAGCUUUUUGCAUCUGAUCCUAGUGAUGUUCACUUAAGGAAAAGAAAAAGGCAGUCCGCAUAUGCAAAAGGGCUUGGUAUUGCACACAUUCCAGUCUGUGUUGCCUGCGAUUCCCAAACAGCCCCAAGAGCAGAACUCAUCAACUCUCUUGCUGUUUCUGCUCUGCCCUAAAUGAGAGAUAAUUGCUUCUCACUAUUUGUAUCAUAAUUUAUUUCAAAGCUGCUGCCAAAUUUCUUUGUUGACUAAAGUUUUUUAAAGUAUUCUGAACUGCAGAACCUACCUAGACCAGACUAGAUGAUUUCCAAGAUCAUUUCAAGCUUUCUAAUUCUGAUAAAGAAGAAAAUAAAGCUUAUUUUCUCUCUCUCUUAUGUGUAUGUUACAACCUCUGUGAAGAAUAAAGGUUUCUGUCCUUGUUGUGUGACCCUAUUAAUACCAUUCCAUAAAAAGUCUGGAGUUUGUAAACCAAAAUUUUAAAGAAACAUUAUAUUUGACAUGAUUUGAAACUCCUUCCAUAGUUGUUGUUUGGAUGGCUUAUUCUUACUUGCUGUAGUCAAUCAAGUGACAAGCAUGUGUCCACCAAUGGUCAAUAGUAAACAUGGUUCAUUUUUGAAGAAAUUGAACCAUAUAUUGCUCAGUCUUGAAGGGAAAAGAGUUUCUCAUUUCUGGAUCAGAAUUUUUUAGAAAGUUCUUGAAAGAUAUACAUUAUUCAGGAAGAAGUUCUCUGGUCUUGUUUAUAUGUACUGCUACUAAACCAUAAUCAAAUUAGUAAUCUACUUAUUAGAUUUCAGUACAAUGGGCAUGAUAAGAAUGAAACUGCCGUGAACUUGAUCGCUUCAGCUUCCCAUCUUAAUUUCUUAUGCAGCCAAUAUCUUUGCCAGAGUUUUGUUUUGAUAUCCACAAGAGCUAGUUCGUUAUUAUACAAGCUAGAGGUCAUGUCUCAAACAAAGGGUGGUUUAUUUAACAAUUCAGCUUCAGUACCAAGGGUUUUCAUUGGUUUCUUUAGUUCACUUUCAGUGUUUAAAAAAUUAAUAUGUCCACAUCAAUUAUCUAAACUCAACUGGUUAUUUAUACCCAAACUCCUAGCAGUUCUCUCCAUUAUCAAACUAUGCAGCUCUUUGUUUUCCUGUACUGUAUAGAUGUUUCUAUAGGAUAUAUAAUUAAAUAUGUAUUUGCUAAAGUGAAUAUAUUUUUAGAAUAUAUUUUAGACAUUUUCAAUUCAAAAAUGUCUAAUUUUCUUACCAACUUUAUUACAAUGAGCAUUUUCUUUUAAUUUAAUAACUAAAUGUAUUAUACAGCUGCACUCAAUGAUUAUGAAAUUUACUUUGUAUAUCUUUCAUAUUUCUCAUGAUUAAUUUUAACAGUGUUAAAUGAUGGCUUUUUGCUUCUAUCUUUGAUUAGAAACUAUUUGAAAAGGAAGUUGUUUCAUAUGUCAAGAUUAAAUGGUGGGUUUGAUAUUUUAGUACUCAACAUAUUGCUAACGGUUCAUAUAUAUAAACUACAUAUUUAAUCAGUGUAGUUGUUUAAUAUGCCUUAUAAUUUUUUAAACAGAAAAUAUAAUUUUGACCUAAAUAUUUUGUCCUGUGUUUAUUUUCAUGUAGUUGAUUAGGGAAGAUGUAAACAUACCAAUAGUUGUAUGCUGCUUUGUGCCUUCAAGUCAACUGACUUACAGUUAGUGACCUGUCAUACCAUCAUAGGGUUUUCAUGGCAAGAAUUUUUCAGAGUAGGUUUGGCAUUGCCUUUCUCUCAGGCUGAGAGAGUGUGACUUGCCCAAGAUCACCCAUGAGCUUCAGUGGCUGGACUCCCAGUCCAACAUUCAGAUAGCUGUGCCCCAUUGGUGCAGACCUUCAUAUGGCAUCAUAUUUAUGGACCAGUUCUAAUGUUGGUACUGUUGCUGUUAGAUUUUCUUUGUCUGAAAUGUAUUGUUACAGGAUUAUCUGAACCUUUCCUGUGCAUCAGAGGAAGUGUGGGAUUCAUGUAGUUCUGAACAUGAGAGUAUUACUAAUACCUUCACCUUGUUCAUUGCAACAAAUAGGCAUACUAAUAGAUCUUCCUUGCAUAUCAGCAAACUAAAUCCUGGAAAUUACAUGGUAUACUUUUUUUCAAUGUAUAAUUUGAAGAAACAAGUUUGCUUAUUAUGUAGGUAUUCAAGUUCUGUAACAUGAUUUGUAUAAAAUUAUUUUAUUUUUAUGUUUGAAAUAAAAAUAACUGACACAAGUCUUAAA